AUGUCGUUUGUAUUAUUCGAGACUAGCGAAUCCGUCAUAGAAUUGCUCUGGGACAUUGCCCUGGCAUUCUUCAUCCUACGCAUCGCUCUGGCCUACUUCGCCCUCGUCUUUGCCAGCAGCUUCCUCCUAUCAUACGCCCUCUCCAACCACCUCGUCCCCACCACCCUGCUCUCCCCGACCCCGGCGCACUCCGAGCUGCUCGCCCUCGGAUCCCAUGCCCUGCUCAUGGCCUUUUGGGCGCGGUUCGCCGUCGUCUACUUUGAAGUGCCCCGCGUCCUGGGCUUCCGGCUCGCUAUCGGGUUCGUCGCCGCCGCCUUCUUGUUCGCCGCGGAGGCCCUCGUGGUCUUUUGCGCCUCUGAGCAGGGCCUCGUCGGCUGGAUUUCCGGGAUGGAGCCCGCGGCUAGGCUGACCUGGCUGGGUCUUCUCGUCGCCUUUGCGCUGUUGCCCUCGCUGAUGAUGGCGGCGGAGAAGCCGGUGGUGGAUGAGUGCGAAAAGUGUCACUACGCCGCAACCUCCCACGGCCAGGAGAAGAAACCCGUCACGGCGGCAGUGUAA
Messenger RNA from Parascedosporium putredinis, 555 nucleotides. NCBI's taxonomy places the organism in Eukaryota, Fungi, Ascomycota, Sordariomycetes, Microascales, Microascaceae. The record is from the annotation of a GenBank genome assembly.